Messenger RNA from Vanessa atalanta (red admiral), 1793 nucleotides. RefSeq lists its product as uncharacterized. Gene Ontology annotation, biological process: mitotic cell cycle phase transition; regulation of cyclin-dependent protein serine/threonine kinase activity. The transcript has 5 exons. The record is from RefSeq and is a predicted model, not a curated record. Gene Ontology annotation, cellular component: nucleus; cyclin-dependent protein kinase holoenzyme complex; cytoplasm. Gene Ontology annotation, molecular function: cyclin-dependent protein serine/threonine kinase regulator activity. NCBI's taxonomy places the organism in Eukaryota, Metazoa, Arthropoda, Insecta, Lepidoptera, Nymphalidae. Bases 105 to 1562 code for a protein of 485 amino acids.
CAGAGGAAUUAAACGCUCACGCCGGUCGUGAUCAAACGCAAAAGAAAGUAACGAGAGACUUUAUGUAUAAAUAUUAGUAUUUAAAUAUUACUUUUAUUAUUAAAAUGGAUAUCGACAAAGAAAAUAUUAGAAUGAAGGUAAAAUCAAAGAUACCUCUACCUACAGAACCGUUACCUCCAAUACCACAAAACGUGUUAAAGAGACAACAGGAGACAGAAAAUGAGAGACAUCCAUUGAAGACUAUUAAUCAACAAUCAAACAAUAUAGUUAAUAAUGCAGGGCCUAGUCACAAAAAUGAAAAAGUUGAAAAAAUAAAAACAAAAAUUAAAUGUCCUGUUAAGAUAAAUGCUCGGCAUGUUACUGUUCGACAAAAUACUGAAGACUUAGACUGGGACUAUAAAGUAUUUAAGGACGAAAGCAUUCAAGAUUGUAGUGUUAUAGUUAUUAGUGAUGAUGAGUGUGCACUCGAUGAAAGUAAACAUAAAGAAUUGCGAUAUUUCAAUGAUAAUCGUCAAAAGAAUUGUCUCGGAGAAACAAAAAAGGCAGCUACGCCAGCUCUAAAAUCACCAACAUUAGAACCAAACAAAGUAAGAAAUAUAAAAAGAAGUCUUAAGAGACCGCAUAGUCGAGAAUUGCAAGGUCUUUCGCCCAAGGUGAAAUAUGAGAAAGGAGAUGAGAGACAUAGACGACGCUUGUUUCAUGAACGCCUGCAAGACAAUUUACAGUCGCCAGAUUCACUUAAAAAGUCAUACAUGAAGUGCUUAAACCGGGACUAUACGGCAGACUUAUUUACGUAUCUUUUGAAUGUGGAGAAUAGAACAGUGCUGCCAAGAAUACCGAACAUAACACGCGCAUGUGUAAUCAACUGGCUGAUAAAAGUUAACGGUUCAGAUGGAAAUCCAGCAGUAAUUCAAUCUGCGAUUUGGUAUCUGGAUUCAAUAUUAGCCGUUGGUCACGUCCAGUUAGAGAAGUUGCAACUUGUCGCAGCAGCUUGCUAUUGGAUUGCGCAGAAAAUCCACGGCCAAGCUGUUACCGCAAAGCGGUUAGUUAGGUUCGCGAGCCACGCUUUUACGACUGGAAAUCUUUUAGCAGCUGAAAAAGCUGUACUAUAUAAAUUGAAAUUCCCGUCUCAACCUGUAGUACCACAAGAGUUUAUAACAUACCUGUCAUGGUGGUGCGAUAACUUGCAUCCCGGUGAGAUUGAAGUAGCUGCAACAUUUGUUUGUAUAUCUGGUUUAAUGAUAGAUAAAGUCCUCUGCAAUGAAUGUCCAUCAGUGAUCGGUGCAGCAGCUGUAAGAAACGCCGUUUUGCUCUUGAGAAAGAAGGAGGCUAUGGUAAAGCUUCAAACGAAUCCAGUAUUUAAAGCAGCUGUGAAGAAGACGUCGAAUAUUUCCUACGUCUGCUCCGUUCAAAGAAGGGGAGUUCGUUUGAUUUCGACACCGUUAUACGAAUAUAAGGCACCACUCGAGUAUUACGGCACACCACCCCAUUAUGUAGCUCAGAAAAUUAUUAGUUCAGCAAAUGAACUUGCAAUUAUAGAUACAAGAGUCGUCCCCGCCUGAUGGCCUGGAAUUAAAUUAGCAAAGCAUAAUUAGCGUUUAAACUUCGUCAGUUUUUUUCUAUAAUAUAUUGUACUACUAUUAAUUUUUAUUUUCGAUUUCCUCUUAUUUUUUAAUCGUCUAUGUAAAUGAGACUUGACAAAACUUGACCAAUACUUAUUAUUUUAUUGAAAUGAUUGUAAUGAGAAGACGAACUCAAAAUAAGACAAAUGUAAAAUAAAUUAUUUAAUUCUA